GCUAAGAUACACAACAACAAUUUUUUUAAACAUUGGCUCGAGUUUUACGAGGGGUGGCUUGUGAUUGUGAAUAACAUUGAGGCAAACUUUGUUAAUACUGACUACCCUUACGCUACUAAAUACUUAGUAUUCCUAUAUUCACUAUUAAUACGCUAAGUAAUUAUAAAAAUAUACUUAACCUUGCAAGAUGUCUGACGACGAAGUUAUACGUUUCGAGAUAACUGAUUAUGACCUGGACAACGAAUUCAAUCCAAACAGACAGAGAAAAGCUAAAAAAGAGCAUCAAAUUUAUGGUGUUUGGGCAAAGGACAGUGAUGAAGAAGACAAUGAAGACAAUAUAAGGCAGAGGUCUCGCAAACAAAAAGACUUUACAGCACCAAUUGGUUUUGUGGCGGGUGGGGUACAGCAAGCGGGCAAAAAGAAAGAUCCAAAUAAAGAAUUAGAAUCAAAAGAAGCAUCAACAUCUAGACCAUUAAUAGUAGAUAGUUCUGAUGAAGAUGACAAUGAUGAGCCACUACCCACCGACACUGCUGGAAUAAGACGACUAGGUCAAGGGCUGAAGCCAGCCAAUCUUGGUGGAAGUGUUGGAGCAUGGGAGAAACAUACUAAGGGCAUUGGUGCUAAAUUAUUACUACAGAUGGGUUACCAACCUGGUAAAGGUCUUGGUAAAGAACUUCAAGGUAUAUCUGCACCUGUGGAGGCGACUGUAAGGAAAGGGCGCGGAGCUAUUGGUGCUUAUGGACCUGAAAAAUCUACUCAAAAAGCCAAAAAAGAAGAAGAAAAACGGCUUAAAGAGAAGGAAGACCAAGAAAAAGGUACCUCAGAGAAGAAUUAUAACUGGAAGAAAUCUCACAAGGGACGUUACUUCUACAGAGAUGCGGCGGAUGUCAUACAAGAGGGUAAACCCACGAUGCAUACUAUUGGCAGUAGUGAGCUGGCCCGUGUGCCGGUGAUAGACAUGACGGGGAAGCAGAAACGAGUACUGAGUGGUUACCACGCGCUGGCUGCUGCUGCACCCCGCUAUGAACAUGAACCACGUCGUCAGUUACGACACUUCGCAGCACCUCAACUCACACACAAUCUGCAGCUUGUGGUCGACAGCUGUGAACAGGACAUUAUCCAAAAUGCUCGUGAACUUCAAGCAGCAGAAGAUGAAAUAGUAGUAUUAGAAAGAGAUUUAGAAGAGUGUAACAUAAAACUUCAAGAACAAGACGUGGUGAUAGACAAAGUGCAAACCAUAACACACAGGAUAGAAGAAUUGAACAAACCUGACCUAUCUCUGGAGAAAGCUUACGAAGUUCUAGAAGAUUUGAUGGAGUCAUUUCCUGUUGAAUAUGAGAUGUUCGGUUUGGGUACAAUCGGUGGAACUAUAGUGAGUCCAUUGAUCAGUGCGCUGCUGGCUCAGUGGGAGCCGCUACAGUGUCCUGACGAGCCUGUACCUGUCUUCCUCAAAUGGAAGAAGUUGUUGACAGAACCAGCGUAUAACAGUCUGCUCUGGCAACACUUUAUGCCAAGGAUCACGUCUGCAGCUGAGGUGUGGAACCCGCGCAGGCCGGAGGCGAUGCUGGCAGUGUUCGAGCGGUGGUCGGCGGCGUGCCCCGAGUGGAUCCUGCAGACGUGUGCCGGCCGCAGCGUGGUGCCGCGCCUGCUGGCCGCCGUGCGCGCCUGGGACCCCACCGGGGACACGCAGCCGCUGCACCACUGGGUGCUGCCAUGGCAUCAACUGGCUGGCAGCGAGCUGAGCACGAGCACGUACCCCCUGAUCCGGUCGCGGCUGGCGGCGGCGCUGGCGGCGUGGCACCCGGCGGACGGGUCUGCGCGCGAGCUGCUGGCGGCGUGGCGCGGCGCGUGGGGCCCCGCCCUGCGCCCGCUGCUGCACCACCACGUGCUGCCCAAGCUGGAGCACUGUCUGCAGCACGCGCCUGUACAACUACUCGCCACAGAGAAUACUGCGUGGUCGUGGUGCGUGCAGUGGGUGGAUGUGGCGGGUGCGGCGGGCGUGGCCGCGCUGGCUGCACGCGCGCUGCUGCCGCGCUGGCUGGCCGCGCUCGCCGCCUGGCUCAACACCGCGCCGCCCCACGCCACCGUACUCAACUCUUAUACAAACUUCAAGAAAAUGUUCCCCGAAGAGGUAUUAAAAGAGCCGGCGGUACGUGACGCGUUCCGUAAAGCGUUGGACAUGAUGAACAGAAGCACUGACAUGGAGAGUGUGGAGCCUCCCCCACCCCCGCGCUUCACCCUCCCUGAUAACAAAGAGGGGUCGAAAAUCAACGAAAUAUUGGCCGUCACCAACCCACAUAAGAGUUUCUCUGAACUUUUAGAAACUAAAUGUAUAGAAAAGGGGAUAACUUUUGUACCGAUACCGGGGAAGACGAGAGAAGGGAGACCAUUGUACAAGAUAGGAAGGAUGCAGUGUUAUGUAAUAAGAAAUGUCAUUAUGUUUUCGGAAGAUGGCGGCAGAUCUUUCGGACCUAUUGGUAUGGACAGAUUAUUGAACAUGGUUGAAGAAUAAAUAAUUGGCAGUUAUUCUCUUGACUAACUUUAACUGAAACAAAUCAUAUUUAUUUUUAAAUGUUAGCUUUUUUUUUGUAAAUUUACUAAAUAUUU
Papilio xuthus (Asian swallowtail) is the source of this 2607-nucleotide messenger RNA. It is a transcript of the gene sip1, whose product is annotated as septin interacting protein 1. Gene Ontology annotation, biological process: spliceosomal complex disassembly. The record is from RefSeq and is a predicted model, not a curated record. Lineage: Eukaryota; Metazoa; Arthropoda; Insecta; Lepidoptera; Papilionidae. Gene Ontology annotation, molecular function: nucleic acid binding. The transcript has 13 exons. Bases 188 to 2512 code for a protein of 774 amino acids. Gene Ontology annotation, cellular component: U2-type post-mRNA release spliceosomal complex.